Molecule: messenger RNA, 4975 nt
Organism: Chionomys nivalis (European snow vole)
Lineage: Eukaryota; Metazoa; Chordata; Mammalia; Rodentia; Cricetidae
Gene: Rabgap1
Product: RAB GTPase activating protein 1
Exons: 27
Coding region: 374-3568 (1064 amino acids)
Source: RefSeq, a predicted model, not a curated record
CCAAGGCUGGGGAGUCGGUUGCGGCUGCGGAGUAUCUGUCUCUUCGGUUCGCUCUGCAGCUUCGGGUCUUCCGUGGGAUGCGUGUCCCAGCUCUGCUCUCGGUGGCUGUCGUCACGCAGGGCUCACACCGUCCGCCUCCUGCAUGGGCCUGAACAGCCUGCCUGCGCACAAGCCGUGAUUUCACAAGAUGUUUUAAGCAUCCUCCUUAAGAGUCCAUAGAAUUGUACUGUGCUUACUGAGCAACACAGUCCACGUAUGAACAACGAGAAAUGGUAGUGAGUAGGGAGGAAGUGAUGAGUGUGUUUGUUCCAAAGGAAAUACAAGGCCUUUAAAAAUAUAUAACCAUUUAUGAGUUGAGCCUCAUUCUUGAGUUAUGGAUGACAAGGCUUCUGUUGGAAAAAUCAGUGUCUCCUCAGACUCAGUAUCUACUCUUAAUAGUGAAGAUUUUGUCUUGGUUUCCAGGCAAGGAGAUGAGACACCAUCUACAAAUAACGGAAGUGAUGAUGAGAAGACUGGACUAAAGAUUGUAGGGAAUGGAAGUGAGCAGCAGCUGCAGAAAGAGCUCGCAGAUGUGCUGAUGGACCCUCCCAUGGAUGACCAGCCAGGGGAAAGGUCACAGCCAGAUGGUGAAGGAGAUGGGCCUCUUUCUAAUCAACUCUCAGCUUCGUCUACCAUUAACCCUGUGCCACUAGUAGGACUUCAAAAACCAGAGAUGAGUUUGCCAGUGGAACCUGGACAAGGAGAUUCUGAAGUGUCAAGUCCUUUCACACCAGUGGCUGAUGAGGAUAGUGUGGUUUUUAGUAAAUUAACUUACUUAGGCUGUGCCUCAGUAAAUGCUCCCCGGAGUGAAGUGGAAGCCUUGAGGAUGAUGUCCAUCUUGAGAAGUCAGUGUCAGAUUUCUCUGGAUGUGACCCUCUCAGUGCCGAAUAUAUCUGAAGGAACUGUGAGACUUUUAGAUCCUCAGACCAACACUGAAAUAGCAAACUACCCUAUCUAUAAGAUCCUCUUCUGUGUCAGAGGACACGACGGCACCCCUGAAAGCGACUGCUUUGCCUUCACUGAAAGUCACUAUAACGCAGAGCUCUUCAGGAUACACGUCUUUCGCUGUGAAAUACAAGAGGCUGUGAGCCGGGUCCUCUACAGUUUUGCCACUGCCUUCCGUCGUACUGCCAAGCAGACCCCACUCUCAGCCACUGCCACACUGCAGACUCCAGACAGUGACAUUUUUACCUUCUCUGUGUCUUUAGAAAUAAAAGAAGAUGAUGGUAAAGGUUAUUUUAGUGCUGUUCCCAAAGACAAGGACAGGCAAUGCUUUAAACUUCGACAGGGAAUUGAUAAGAAGAUCGUCAUCUGUGUGCAGCAAACAGCUAACAAAGAACUUGCCAUUGAAAGGUGCUUUGGUCUUCUCCUUAGCCCAGGAAAAGAUGUCCGAAAUAGUGAUAUGCAUUUGUUGGACCUGGAGUCUAUGGGCAAAAGUUCAGAUGGAAAGUCAUACGUUAUUACUGGAAGCUGGAAUCCAAAAUCCCCACAUUUUCAAGCUGUGAAUGAAGAGACUCCUAAAGACAAAGUGUUGUUCAUGACAACAGCUGUGGAUUUGGUGAUAACAGAAGUACAGGAACCCGUUCGUUUUCUCUUGGAGACGAAAGUUCGAGUUUGUUCGCCUAAUGAAAGGUUGUUCUGGCCCUUCAGCAAACGCAGCACUACUGAAAACUUCUUUCUGAAACUGAAGCAGAUAAAGCAAAAGGAGAGGAAGAAUAAUGCUGACACUUUAUAUGAAGUUGUGUGUUUGGAAAGUGAGUCAGAGAGAGAGAGGAGGAAAACUACAGCCAGUCCUUCAGCUCGCCUGCCACAGUCUGGAUCUCAGAGCUCCAUGAUCCCCUCUCCUCCAGAAGAUGAUGAAGACGAAGAUAAUGAUGAACCUCUCUUGAGUGGAUUUGGUGAUGUAUCCAAAGAAUGUGCAGAAAAAAUUCUUGAAACAUGGGGAGAACUACUGUCCAAAUGGCAUCUCAACUUGAGUGUGAGACCGAAGCAGUUGUCAUCCUUAGUGAGAAGUGGUGUCCCGGAAGCUCUUCGUGGAGAAGUCUGGCAGCUGCUAGCGGGCUGCCACAACAAUGAUCACUUAGUAGAAAAGUACCGAAUUCUCAUCACAAAGGAGUCUCCCCAGGACAGUGCCAUCACCAGAGACAUCAACCGUACGUUUCCAGCGCAUGACUACUUCAAGGACACAGGGGGAGACGGACAAGAUUCCUUGUAUAAAAUAUGCAAGGCAUACUCUGUGUACGAUGAAGAAAUUGGUUACUGCCAGGGCCAGUCCUUCCUCGCGGCUGUGCUGCUUCUCCACAUGCCCGAAGAACAGGCAUUCAGUGUUCUGGUAAAGAUCAUGUUUGACUAUGGCCUCAGGGAACUUUUCAAGCAAAAUUUUGAAGAUCUACAUUGCAAGUUCUACCAGUUGGAGCGCCUUAUGCAGGAAUACAUUCCUGACCUGUACAACCACUUCCUGGAUAUCAGCCUUGAAGCACACAUGUACGCCUCCCAGUGGUUUCUUACACUUUUCACUGCAAAAUUCCCUCUCUACAUGGUCUUCCAUAUCAUGGACCUGCUGCUCUGCGAGGGAAUAAGUGUCAUUUUUAAUGUCGCCCUUGGAUUACUGAAGACUUCCAAGGACGACUUGCUGCUGACAGACUUUGAGGGUGCCUUGAAGUUCUUCAGGGUUCAGCUCCCUAAAAGGUACCGCUCAGAAGAAAAUGCAAAGAGGCUUAUGGAGCUGGCCUGCAACACGAAGAUUAGCCAGAAGAAGCUGAAGAAGUAUGAAAAAGAGUACCACACCAUGAGGGAGCAGCAGGCCCAACAGGAAGACCCCAUUGAGCGGUUUGAGCGGGAAAAUAGGCGGCUGCAAGAAGCUAACAUGAGGUUGGAACAGGAAAAUGAUGACUUGGCUCAUGAGCUGGUCACUAGCAAGAUUGCACUGCGGAAGGACCUGGAUAAUGCAGAGGAAAAGGCAGAUGCACUGAAUAAGGAGUUGCUGAUGACCAAACAGAAGCUGAUUGAUGCAGAAGACGAGAAGAGGCGGUUAGAAGAGGAGUCUGCACAGUUAAAGGAAAUGUGCCGCCGGGAACUUGACAAGGCAGAAUCAGAGAUUAAAAAAAACAGCUCUAUCAUUGGUGACUAUAAGCAGAUUUGUUCUCAAUUGAGUGAAAGACUGGAGAAGCAGCAGACAGCCAAUAAAGUAGAAAUUGAGAAGAUUCGGCAAAAGGUAGAUGACUGUGACCGCUGCCGAGACUUCUUUAAUAAAGAAGGGAGAGUGAAGGGUACCAGCUCAGCCAAGGGGGUUUCAGAUGAGGACACGGAUGAAGAAAAAGAGACACUCAAGAACCAGCUGCGGGAAAUGGAGCUGGAACUGGCCCAGACCAAACUACAGUUGGUGGAAGCCGAGUGCAAGAUCCAGGACUUGGAACACCACUUGGGCCUUGCCCUCAGUGAGGUGCAGGCAGCCAAGAAGACCUGGUUUAACCGCACACUGAGCUCCAUAAAGACAGCAACUGGAGUUCAAGGGAAAGAGACAUGCUGAGACCAGCUGCUGCCUCCAGACACCUCCAGAAAACACACCACCUUUGGUUGCCUUCUUUGGCCAGAUGUGUGAUUCUGUGACAUGUUCCAGGACCAGAAUGUACCUAGCUCAGAGCUGUAUAGCAAGUUUGUAGAUCAGUGGGCCAGGGCUCCUGCAGCAGGCUGCCAGCCCCACGGAUGCUCUGGCAUGUACCCGCCUGAGGGCCAUCCAGGCCUCUGCUGUGUAUGAGCACCUCACCCAGUCAGAGUUGAGGUAUCCUACAAUGUGUUAGUUUUUUGAUUUCUAAACCCUUUAUUUAAAAAGACAAGAAAAAUACACACACACACACACACACACACACAUCCUUUAGGUUAGGUGCAGAGGUUCAGUGCUGCCAGAAGUCCCCAGAGAGACAAGAAGCACUUUGUUUGAGUAGAAGAGCUUUGUAGUAAUGGCUCAAGUCACCUAAUUUUGUUAAUCAGUAUAGUGCACAGGUUUUGAUUUGGCAUUAUUCACAUUUCUGAGCAAUUCUAUGCAACUCUCAUAGUCCUGUCUUUUUUUUUUUUUUUUAGCAUUAGCUGCCAAAACAACUUCAGAAGGCUGGCAUGGGCCACAUGACUGUGAGACUGAAUUAAUCAUGAUGUGGACAGCUCUUUGUUUAAUGUGUCCUGUGUACAUAUGUGUGUGUAUGUAUUAGUAUAAAUAUAUAGAUAUAUAGAUAUAUAUAUAUAAAUACCUUUCCCAGUACCCUGCACUGACAGUGUUUAAAUCCCAGACUCAGCCGACAAUUAGUACCACUGCCGUCUGUGGUUAUGGAGCACUUCCUGUUCUUUCUGCCAUUGUGGGAGCUGGCAAGAGCUCCUUCACCUCUAAUGUUUGCACAAGUGAGGAAGACUGAGCUGUGUAUGCACACACUAUACGGUCCUACUUCCUGGCCUGUGGAUCUCACUGGUCAGAUGGGCUGCAGAGUCUUACUUCAAAAGCUAUAAAUUAGUGGUUUUAGCACUUUUUUUUUAAUUAAAAAACAAAACCUUUUGACUUAAUUUAUGUGGCGAUAUGCUGACAAGCAGUCUCAGAGGGGUUCGUUCUUUCUGCCCUUUGGAGGUGGCAUGGGUUUGUAUAUAAGGACUCUUGAGUCAUUUUCUCUUUCCCUGUUGGCUUUACUAAUGCUUGAUGAGAGAUCUACAGUGGGGAGAUAACAAGUGGCCAACCCUUCCCCAUACCAUCCCCCACCACUUCCAGUGUCUGUCUUGUUCAGUUAGUUACCACACCAGCUGUAAGCCCAUCUAAAACUAGGUGUGUGGACAUUGUACUAGGGUAGUUUGUGCGUCAACUUUAUGAACUGAAAUAUAAACCAGUAAAAUUGUAUUACUAUUUCUUUUGUUCGUUUUAACAGCAUAUUCAUUAAAUAUUUUGGUACAAACGGCA